Cheilinus undulatus (humphead wrasse) is the source of this 1313-nucleotide messenger RNA. It is a transcript of the gene fam185a, whose product is annotated as family with sequence similarity 185 member A. The coding region runs from base 131 to 1285 and encodes 384 amino acids. The transcript is spliced from 8 exons. Lineage: Eukaryota; Metazoa; Chordata; Actinopteri; Labriformes; Labridae. The record is from RefSeq and is a predicted model, not a curated record.
UUUGACUUCCUGGAGACAGUUCACGUUGACUGAAUGAAAGCUUGUCUUACCCUGUAGUUUGUGUUGUAAAUUCACAGUGAGUGCACCAGUUUACGGUAUGAAUGUGUGAGUGUACCGGAAGCUAACAGAGAUGUUCUGGGUCUCGGCAGGUCAGCGGGGAGGUCUCCGGCUUCUCCGCUGCUGGUCCGUGACUCUCACCUACCAGACUCUUACAGCACGCCGCUGUCCUCUGCACCCUUCAAGGUUUUUCUCCAUCUCAGCCACUUUAAAGUCUCCAUCACAUGAGGGGGUAAACCCUCCUCUGAAGCAGUGGGCUCUGGAGGUGAGCCCCUUCAGCACGGUACGUGCACGGCUAGGCUGUAGCAUCUCAGUCCGCCCGCUUGACCCGCACAGCUUCCCUGAGGCUGACCGAGCUUUCAUCACUGUACACGGGACCGAGGAGAUCGGUCUGGAUCAGUUAGAUGUUCGCUACGAUGAACAGAGCAAAGAGCUGCUCAUCUCAGCCGAGAAAGUGGACAGCAGUGUGUCUAUUGAUGUGGCGGCACCUAUCAAAAGCAAUGUCCUAAUUUCCACUCAAGGAAAAGGUAACGUGCAAGUGAGGAAAAUGGAGUGUGAUACAUGCAAAGUUCAGACAGAGGAGGGCAACUGUCUGCUGCACUCAAUCAGGAGUCACCACGUUGAAGUCAAGUCACAAGGAGGACACGUUACAGGUGCAGGCACCAUCCACGGUAAUGUGGACAUCAGCACAUGUGGAGACAGUGCAGUGGAUGUCAAGAAGCUCCAGGGAACCAGAAUGAAUGUUUCAACAGAGCGAGGGCCUCUGAAGGUCAAAGCCAUCUAUGCCGAGUCCAGCUGUGUGUCCUCCUGCUCAGGGAGAGUAGAACUGGGACAUGUGCAUGGUAAUGCCACUGUGAAGAGCGAGUCUGGAGAUGUAGUGAUAGAUGGUUCAAAUUCUUUCCUGAAGGUUUCCUCACACAGCGGAGGCAUCAAUGUCUAUGUGGGAGACGGUGGCAGCGCUGAACUCCACAGUCAGGAAGGCAGUGUAUGUGUGCGUGUCCCCUCCUCUUUGAAAGCUGGGGUGGAGCUUUGUGGGGCGUUGGUGGAUAUUAGCCCGGAGGUUAUUCUGCACGGAGUACAAAACAACACAACUGAUGGCCAAACCACAGUCACUGGCUCCAUCAAUGCAGAGCCUCCAGUGGAGCAGUGGGUGAAAGCACAGGCAGACAGAGGCACCAUCACACUGAAGACUCAAAGCUGGUUUGAGUCCUUAAAGCUUGGGAGCUAAACUUUAAGUGACAAAACUUCUCUUCAUG